Maudiozyma saulgeensis is the source of this 864-nucleotide messenger RNA. The record is from the annotation of a GenBank genome assembly. Lineage: Eukaryota; Fungi; Ascomycota; Saccharomycetes; Saccharomycetales; Saccharomycetaceae.
AUGAAGUUUAACGGUAUUUUGCAUAAAUAUAAUGAACAUCAAGUCGCAUUUGAAUAUGAACCAGCAGGUUUACCAAAAGCGUUAAUUAUGAUCGGUGGUAUGACUGAUGGUUUAACUACAGUUCCUUAUUUGGCUAAUUUGCCACAUGUUUUAGAACCGUUAGGUUAUUCUGUGGUACAAAUUCAAAUGAAAAGUAGUUUUAUUGGUUGGGGGACAUCUUCUGUGAAGGAAGACGUUGCUCAAGUUAAACAAUUAAUUGAUUAUCUGAAAUCAGAAGAAGGUGGUAACAAGAAAGAAAUAGUCAUAAUGGGACACUCUACAGGUUCUCAAGAUGUUAUGCAAUCUUUGUUAACAAUUAGCGAUUCAAUCAAGGCCGGUAUCCUACAAGCAUCAUGUUCUGAUAGAGAAUGUUUCACAUUGUAUGCUUCAAAGGAAAUAAGGGAUGAUUUAAAUAGUAGAGCUAGGAAAUUAUUAGACGAAAGUAAAGGUGAGGAAAUGUUACCUCGUGAGUAUAUGGCAUACACUAAUGACACACCGGUUACCGCUUAUAGAUGGUGUUCAGUCAUGUUACCAAAUGGAGAUGACGAUUUCUUUUCAACAGAUUUAUCUGACGAUUCGUUGAAACGGACUUUUGGUAAAAUCAACAAGCCAUUCUUAGUUGCAUAUUCAGAAAAGGACGAGUUUAUUCCAAAAGAGAUCGAUAAACCAGCAGUUUUGAAAAGAUGGGAAUCUAUCAGUAAUCCAAAAUUUUGGUCUAAAAACUCCGGAAUUGUCCCUGGUGCAUCUCAUGGUGUCAAACAACCAGCCUCUCAAAAGUUUUUAUAUGAGAAGAUAUCUGCGUUCUUUGAGGAGUUCAAUUUGUAA